UUACUAUACUAUACUACUGGCCGGAUCAGCUCCGGCCGGCCGGCAUAUGCAUGUAAAUAAAAACUAAACACGACGUACAGUUGAUGGGCGGAAAAGAAUUAGUGAUGCCGCCGCCGCAGGCAGCAGGCGGCCGUUUGAAGAGAGGGUUUUGGAGCGCAGAAGAGGAUGUGCUUCUCAAGAAAUGCGUGGAGACACACGGGGAAGCUAAUUGGGCUACCAUCUCUACCCAAUCAGGUUUGAUGAGAAGCGGUAAGAGCUGCAGGCUGAGAUGGAAAAACUACUUAAGGCCAAACAUAAAGCGCGGGAUGAUGUCCCCGGACGAAAAGGAUCUCAUCAUCCGAAUGCAUAAACUUCUGGGCAACAGAUGGUCGCUGAUUGCAGGUAGACUCCCUGGCCGAACGGACAAUGAAGUUAAGAAUUUCUGGAACACGCAUCUCAACAACAGGUCAUGUCCAAGGAGGAGAUCAAUGAAGAAGACAUCAUUGCAGCUGCCGCAGGUGGUGGACGAUCGGCCAGAUCAUGACAUUAAUAAUAUCAUGAUUUCAUCAUCAUCACCACCACCCGCACCUAAUAAUAAUAACAAUAAUAAUAAUAAUUCCAUCACCACUACAACAGCUGGCCUGCAGGGCUGCUGCUGCAGAGAGAUGAUGAACCCUGCAGCAAACAAAACGGAAUUAAUAAAGCCUAGCGGCCCAAGAGAAGAAGAGGAAGAAAAGGAAUUGAUGGUAAUGGAUUUAUGGAUGCAGAUGGAACAUAUGGAUAAUAAGCAGUGCGGCAACACAUCAUCGUAUUCAUCUAUGACGACGACAAACUACUACAACUUCUUGCCGCCGCCGCCGCCUCUUAUGAUGUUUGAAGCCGCCGGGGGCGACCCUCCUCUGAUUUCCAUCAGCUGGGAUGACGACAUAUUGUUUGAUGAAACGUAUAGUACCAGUUUGCUUCAUAGUAUCCCAGGCACUGCAGCCUACAUAUGACUAGCUAGCUGCUAGCUACCUAGCUGCUAGUAUAUAAUUAAUGUAUGCAUGGGAAUAUCCGGCCUAGCUAUAUAUGCAUGCAUGGCGUCGUAGUCGGCAUUCAUUGCAUGAUCGGGGAUUGAGUUUCGUGCCUGAGCUGGUGCUUCAUUAUAUUCAUCAGUACUUCAACGUGUAGGCCGGUGUGCAUGACACCAGCUUCGUUCCGAAACCAUUCUAUUCCGCAUGCAUGCAUGUAACGUACUUACCUGCUACCUAUUCUCAUGUUGACAUUCUCAUUUUGCCACUGCUAUAUUUUUAUCACAUUGUCACAUUUUUCCUCAUACUAUAAUAUAUUGUCAAUGAUGUGUUUUUCAUUACAAAUUAAACAUGGUACUCCAUAUUUUAUUUAUUC
Cuscuta europaea is the source of this 1365-nucleotide messenger RNA. The record is from the annotation of a GenBank genome assembly. NCBI's taxonomy places the organism in Eukaryota, Viridiplantae, Streptophyta, Magnoliopsida, Solanales, Convolvulaceae.